Messenger RNA from Dioszegia hungarica, 2463 nucleotides. Its product is annotated as transmembrane amino acid transporter protein-domain-containing protein. Gene Ontology annotation, biological process: amino acid transmembrane transport. Gene Ontology annotation, molecular function: amino acid transmembrane transporter activity. Bases 1 to 2463 code for a protein of 820 amino acids. The record is from RefSeq and is a predicted model, not a curated record. Lineage: Eukaryota; Fungi; Basidiomycota; Tremellomycetes; Tremellales; Bulleribasidiaceae. The transcript is spliced from 11 exons.
AUGUCCUCCUAUACCCCCAAAUCGACCAUCCCCCAGCCCCGGCGCAAAUCCUCCAACCCCGCUAUGAACCCUUCCAAUUCCCCGUCGGCCGGCUCACCUAUCCCCAAUAUCCCCUCUCGAUCACCCAACACCACCCCCGCACCCGGUGCUGGCGCUGGCGCUGGUGCGGGCUCGUUCCGCCCUUCCUCUAUGUCAUUGUCUUCCCGACCCAACUCGGCCCGUCCUACCCCAAAGGCCAGUAUCGAGGGUCUGGGCGGAAAGAUCUCUCCCGCUGCCAUGGCGUCCGCAGCGGGCCGGUCGGGCCUGACGGCUCAGCUCGGUUCUUCUCCCUCUCCCUCUCCCGCUGUAGGUGAUAAUUCUCGUCGAGGGUCAAUGGCCCAAGCUCUUCGUCCGGCCUAUAUCUCGCAUCCAUCGGGCUCGAGCACUCCAGGAGCGGGUGAUUCCAGUUUUAGCGGAGUGGCGGAUGUGCGCGAAGAGGAUAAGAUGAAGGUGUUGCGGCGGCAUCUCGUUUCUGCGGAGGAGAGGGGGAGUACGGGUGGGUCGGGGUCGGGAGAGAAUACACCGGAUGCGGGCAUGAGUGGGGUCAGUCGGGCUGGACAGGGACAAGGCCAAGGACAAGGGGAGGAGGAAAGCGGGCAGGUGCAGGAGGACGAGGCGUUUGUUAUCCCGUAUGAUGCGCCAGGGAUGGACGUGACUCACGACCUCUACAAGUGGCAACAAGACCACCAGCGUACCACGGGCGGGCCCCAGCGCUCUGCCUCCUUCUCCCACCUCCCUACCGACCGGACGAGCACAAUUGACCCGUCCCUCGCGCACAUCCGGGAGCCGGGAGGGUUCAGGCGAAACUUUGUAGUCAACAAGGCGCAGGAACAGGGGUUGGAGCCUCCUACAUUGGUCAGGAACGUGGUGGACUUUUUGUUCUUGUACGGGCACUUUGCCGGAGAGGAUCUUGACGAAGACGAAGACGACGAUGAGGAAGACGAGGAAGAAGACGAAGACGAAGCCGGAGAAGGGCAAGACGACCUCUCCAAUCUCCCCACGGCGCGUCAAGUCGAGAAUGGCUCAGUCUCCACACGCGAGGUCUCCCGCUCGCCCCUCUCGCGAGCAGGUACGAGCCGCUCCGUGGCUCGCGAUCGCGGGGUGAGCGGAGAGAGGCAGCCAUUGCUCGGUAGGAAGAGCACGGCGGGGCCGGGGACGCUGCAGAGGAGCAAGUCGAGGCAUCGGCGCAUGAAGAGCUCGACGGGGGAGGGGACGGCUAGUUUUACGCAGGCCGUGUUGAUGUUGUUGAAGGGGUUCGUAGGCACCGGUGUGCUGUUUAUGGGCAAAGCCUUCUUCAAUGGCGGUCUUCUCUUUUCGUUGAUCGUCCUUCUUGCUCUGGCAGGUAUCUCGCUUUGGGCGUUCCUGCUGCUCGUUCAGGCGUAUUUGGCCGUUCCCGGGUCUUUUGGAGAUAUCGGAGGCGCGCUCUACGGCAAGUGGAUGAGAUUCGCCAUUCUGGCUAGUAUCGCCGUGUCCCAGAUCGGAUUCGUCGCAGUCUAUACCGUCUUUAUCGCCGAGAACCUCCAAGCCUUCAUCCUCGCCGUAACAGACUGCAAGACUUUCAUCGCCACAAAAUGGCUCAUCGCCGCUCAAUUAUCGGUGUUUAUGCCUUUGGCGAUGAUUAGGAAUCUCGCCAAGCUGAGCGGGACGGCCUUGAUUGCGGAUGUCUUUAUUCUCGUUGGAAUCGUGUAUAUCAUGGGGAACGAGACGGUCUUGUUGGCUACCAAGGGUGUGGCCGAUGUCGCUGCGUUCAACCCGACAAACUUCCCGCUGUUCAUCGGGACGGCUGUGUUUACUUUCGAGGGUAUCGGACUGGUCAUCCCCAUCACUGAAUCCAUGCGCGAGCCGCACCGCUUCCCACGCGCACUCAGCGGCGUCAUGAUCGUCGUCACUGUGCUCUUUGCGACUGCGGGGAUUAUGGGCUAUGCGGCGUACGGAAGCAAGAUCCAGACGGUGGUUAUUGUGAAUCUGCCACAAGAGGACAAGUUCGUUCAGGCUGUUCAGUUCCUCUAUUCGAUAGCUAUUCUCCUCUCUAUCCCCCUCCAGCUCUUCCCUGCUGUCCGUAUUAUGGAGAACGGCAUCUUCUCCCGAUCGGGCAAAUACAACGCUUCGGUCAAAUGGCAAAAGAACAUGUUUAGGGGCGUGAUCGUCCUGGGGUGUUCAUUGCUCAGUUGGGCGGGGAGUCAGCAGCUGGAUAAGUUUGUCAGUCUGGUCGGUAGUUUUGCUUGCAUCCCUCUCUGCUUCAUCUAUCCCCCUCUCCUCCACCUCCGAGCAUGCGCCAAGACCCGUAAAGCCAAAUUCCUCGAUAUCAGCCUUAUCAUCUUUGGAGUCGCCAUCUGCCUGUACACGACCGUGCAGACUUUGCGGAGCCUGUUUGAUCCGGCGGGGCCGCCGCCUACGUAUGGGAAGUGCACAGUGCCGGUGUAG